AUUAAAAAUAAGUUUGCUUUGCAUUACUGGAUAUAAAAACAGUUUCAGAAAAAAGGUCAAGAGCAAAAAAAAUAUUAUAAUAAAGAUGAAAGCGCCCCACCCAAAGUCCUCUGUCCAUGAGACAUCUGUCAUAGCACCGUCUUAAGUAGUAGUAUUAAGUCUUCAAAGCUAGAUGUAUAUCAAUCAAUCGGAUAAUCUAUUUUAAAGAGUCAUUCCGUUUUUUUUUCGCUCUCUCGUUUAUUGUAGAUAUUUACUGUGGCUAGAGAUUUAAAAGUUAUAUUAACUUAAGAUAUAUUAAUGACACUACUUUUGUUCAAAUGUAAGAGAUAUUUUCAUUUAUAUUUGAAAUAUCAUCACCGGAGGAAUUUAAAAAGCUUAUGACGACAAAAUUUAAAAAUAACAAACUAUCUAUUUUCAUAAACUUGAAUAAACCAAGCGAUUAAAGCUGCAGCGUUUAUGUAACGUGUAGACGUCUGUGAAGAAUACUCAUAGCAAUAUUGUUUUUGAAUAAGAUACAUCUCCUGCAAGUUAAGUUCUGAAUAUUUGGACAUCGGUGUUCAUUCAUUUCCAAUCUGCCAGUAUCCUGAAUAUCUAUAUAACGAAACGCGACAUUAUUAUAACACAAUAUGUAUGUGAAUGUAUUUUUAUCCGCUUUGUUUCUUAUAUUCUUAUACAAAUGCAUGGCUUAUAGCUUCAGCAUGUUGAUGCACUUUGUUUUAGAUAACUCCACUCAUAUACUGACUCUUACUAAUCACUAAGUACUAAAACGGUUGUGCCUGCAUAGAGGUCUUAGUCAGUUAAACUUUUGAUCAUUUGAUCUUAAGUCAUAGCAGCACAAACCACAAUUUCAGAUGGUUUGCCACCUGAGUCUAGUGAUGUUCAAUCGAAGUUGACCAACGAUGAUAAAUCUACCGAAGUUGUGCAAGAAUCGACUGCCUUACCCGCUGUCAUAUCUCUCUCACCAUCUGAAGUUACUAAUUCAGUUAGUACAUAUCUAAAGAAACCAACUGUCUCUUCUUUUGUACCGUCAAGUCUUUCAGCUUUGACAAUUGAUGGUUUAAAUCAUGCCGCUCAUCCUAUAACAUCUUCUCUACCUGAUGUACCAUCACCAACAUUGUCAUAUAUUGCUAAAACAGUACACGUUCAUUCUUCAGUGAGUUCUUCUGUCCUAUCUAUAUUGUCAUCUGAAGAUACGCUAGAUGGAUAUGACGCUUCUUUUAAUUCUUCGUCGGUAUCAAAACAAAACGUGACCAGGGCUAUUUCGUCUUAUUCUGAAGACCAACCGAAUGUAAACCCUAGCAGGACUUUUUCAAGUGACCCUGUAACAUUACAAAAAGAUAAGAGUGAUUUAGCUGUGUUUGCAGCACGAUUCAGUGGAAUGUACUCAACAACUAUAAAUUCUUCACUUGUUCAAAAUGUAUCUCACGCAAUUUCUCCUUCAAAGCCUGUGGAAUUUUCACGUUUUAACCAUCUUAAUACUGAAGUUUUAGCUACUAGUACUGUAACAGUAACUGUUACUUCAUUUGUAUAUAUUGCGGCAUCCGAUCCAAACUUAAAAUGUUCAAUCGCAUCUAAUACAUCAUCAGAACUUACGACUGCUUCUUUACAAACAACAAUCAAUUCCAACUUUGAUAUUUCUCAAAGCGUAAGUGGAACUGACACAUAUACUUCUGUAUUUAAAUUGGAUCCUUAUUCUGUUUUAAACGAAACUGUAGAGACGACAGAAUCACAGCAAAGAAGUGAUAACUUCUCGGUACCUAAUAAACAAAGUGGUGAUGAACCAAAAUCAGUAAUACAAAUUUUUCAUCAGAUCGCAGCUAUUAUGUCUCGUUUGGUCUCUGAAACCCAAACUAGUGAUAUGUUUACUAGUGUUUCAAGUUCACCUCCACAUUUGACUUCUAUUGUGUCAAAAUACUUACCAAAAGGAAGCGACUCUGAUGUGUCAUCACUUUUUACGACAAAACAACCAAGUAUGACACCAAUUCUUACAAUUCAGUCGUCAUCUUUAAGACUUUCAAAUAACAUAUCUUCUGCCGGGGCCUAUUAUAUGUCUUCAGAGAAUAUGCAAAAGGAAUUCACUCUUUCGACACUAACUGAUAAUUCUAAAUAUCUCGAAAGUCAUUUCUUAAUUUCAGAGGUAACUAAAUCAAGCAACUUUAAUACGACAAAAUAUAGUAUUACAGAUACAUUAAAUAGAACCGAUAAGUCGUCGUUGCAUACUACUAGUAUAUCAUCUGAGAAAAAUUCUACAGAAGCUUCUUUUGAACAACAGAGUAAAAAGGCCAAGGGUGCCGUCUCUCAAUUUAAUUUCGAUAUACCAAAAACAACACCAAGCAUAUUUCAUUCAAAAUCUGCGAAUGAUGUGGACAAAUCUUAUCAGAAAAAUGGUCAUAAAUCGAAUUUACAAACAGAAAAUGCCACAGUUAUUCCUUUCUAUCAGACUCUGUCGUCGAGAAUACUUUCUACUCUAUACCGAUUAGCAAUGAGCACAUUGUCAACGAAAGAGGCAAGGAAUGAAUCAACUUCGGAAUCUUCAUUGUCUUCUACUUUUUCUACAUCAGCGCAAACUUCGUCUGUUGCAUAUGUGGAGACGUUCAAAUAUCUCACAGAUCGCACAUCGACAUUCGAAACAACGCCAUCAAUAAAAACAACCACAGUGACCUCAACUUCAUCUAAUACUUCAUCAAAAUCAGAAUCAACGUCACCAUCGACGUCAAUAGGAAAAUCGACCUCUCCAACAACGAAAUUGUCGACUCAAUCAACACCUACCUCAUCGGCUUCUUCUAAACUAACAACCAUGUCUACAACAUCACUCACGCCACAGACCACAAAUACAACAUCACAAACGACGACGACGACGACAACAACAAAAUCAUCAACAACACCGUCAUCAUCAUCAAAAAUGACACCUACUUCAUUUUCAAAUACACCACCAACAACUCAAUACACAACAACAACAAGGAGCACAAAGACAAUUACAGAAGCUACGCAAACAGACCAAACAACCACCACCAAAUCAACAACGACAACAAUAAAAUCAACAACACCAACGACACCAACUACACCACCACCACCACCAACAACAACAACAACAAAAGCAUCAUCAUCAACAACAACAACACCAACAACAACAACAACCACUACAACAUCAAAAACAACAACAACAGCAACACCUACGACAACCUCAACGACGCCGGAAAAGUCGACAACAACAACUUCAACGACAUCAACUACUCCAAAAACAACAACGACAGAACCAGAUCACCCACCGACAGCAAAUGCUGGCCCAGAUAUUACUAUCAGUUUACCUAGGGACAGAGUCAUCCUUGAUGGAUCAAGGAGUACAGACGAUCAUGGAAUAACCUCAUAUAUUUGGGAAAAAAUGUCCCCGGCCUCUAUAAAAGUUGUUAUGGCGGGAUCAACUACUAAAUUUCUCACCGUCUCUGACCUGGUCGAAGGCAAGUUCGUGUUUCGUUUAACGGUUACAGAUAAAGCUGGACAAAGAGAUCAGGAUGUUGUAACUGUCACUAUAAAUCCAGCACCGACAACGACCACGACUACCACUACCCCCUCUACGACACCAGAAAAGGAUUUAUGUAUACCAGUCCAUUUUGAGAUGUGUAAAAGCAGAGGUUUCACGCAAACAACAUUUCCAAAUUUCUUUAACCAUAUGUCAAUACCGCAAGCAGAAGAGGCAUUCAAUAUAUCAGUGGAACCAGUCAAAAACCAGAUAUGCCAAGAGACUACGAUCACAUAUAUGUGCUCUGUAUUUUUUCCAAAAUGCAAUCCAUAUACUGGUCAACUGAUUAUACCUUGCAAGGAUUUGUGCUUUGCUUCUGUAAACACUUGCGGGAACUAUUUUUCCAACCCAUUUCCUUGUGAGUAUUUCCCAGAAUCAGACUGUGUUUCCAUGCCAACAACUACAAUGGCGCCAACAACAACAACAGCUAAACCAGGUACAUGUGAGGAUACAAUAAUUGAACCGUGUAGAAAACUGGGAUUUACCAAAACAAUGUUUCCUAACUUCUUUUUUGAGGCCGACCAAAUAAACGCUAACGUAACUUUUAGCGAGUACCUUAAACCGACGAUUGAUAGUGGCUGUCACGAGGAUGCCUUAUUUUUCGUCUGCAGUAUCCAGUUCCCAAAAUGUGUGUCUGGCGUGAACAUUCAACCGUGUCGGAGAACUUGUGAAGCUGUAGUGAACGCUUGCACCGAUAUAUCAAUGUUUUUUCAAUGUGCGAUGUUUAAUGACCUCGACUGUUUAGCACCGACAAAACCUACAGCAAAGCCGUCAACAAGAUCAUUUAGACAUUGCACGGCCAAAGAAUUCACAUGUGGAAAAGUCACCAAGUGUGUAAGUGAAGAUAAAGUUUGCAAUGGUGUUGAUGAUUGUGGGGAUUGGACCGAUGAAAUGGAUUGUGUAUGUAAUGAGUAUGAAUUUCAAUGUGACAUGGGAAUGUGUAUCAAGUCAUACCAAAGAUGUGAUGGCGAAGAACAAUGUCCGGACAAUAGCGAUGAACAAAAUUGUGACGGAUGUAGCCAUGGGGCAUUAAAAUGUCCAAGUGGAGAAUGUAUUAUGGCAGAAUGGAAAUGUGACGGGAGACGAGAAUGCAAGGACGGCUGGGACGAAUUUGAUUGUGAUGUGUGCGGGAUAAAUCAAUUAACUUGUGGUGAUAAGGACAACACGUGCGUGGACCUAUCAAAGAAGUGUGAUGGCGUGGAGGACUGCCCAGAAGGUUUAGAUGAGUGGGACUGUAGUAAGUUACACCACGAGAAAGGACUUUUGGAGUUAGCCUAUCAGAAAUUCUUUAUACCUCUCUGCGCAUCGGCAUGGAGUGAUGAUUAUGGCCCAUACACUUGUACAAACCUGCUUGGAGAGGGGAAAUAUAUAAACUACUCCGCCAUCCCCUACAAUGUCCACGUUUUUACAAAAUUUUCCCUAUCCAGUCCUAUACAAUCUGUUCUAGGACCGAUUGAUUUGACUUACGACUGUCCAGGUAGCAAGGGUGUCAGAGUGAACUGUGAACCAAGAGGAUGUGGGAAGAUGAUGGUCGAGCCAAUGGUAGUAGACAUUGUUGGUGGAAAAGACGCUCAUCCUGGGGAAUGGCCCUGGCAUGUUGCCUUGUAUUUCAGCGGACAGUAUUUCUGUGGUGGUACUUUAAUCAGCGACACAUUUGUUCUAACUGCGGCGCAUUGUGUUGAGAAAUUUAUAAGAGAUUUCAGUUACCUUAAGGUCAAAUUGGGAGCCAACAAUCGAGAAAUAAGUGAGACAACCCAACGUGUGGUAAAAGUUGAAGCGAUAGAAUCCCAUUCAGAGCACGUGUACUUUAAGAAGAAUGAUAUAGCCUUACUUCAACUAGAACACCCAGUGACCUUCAACGAUUAUAUUCAGCCAAUAUGUCUACCAGAGCCUGACGAGCCUUUGCCGCUAUUUUCAGAAUGUUACACCAUUGGUUGGGGCAAAACAAAAUGGGAUGGUGAUUAUGCAGAGGUGCUACAGAAACUGAAAAUGACUCUAUGGGACACCAAGAAAUGCAACAGCUCUGUAGCCUGGAAUGGUGAAAUAUACGAUACUUUCCUAUGUGCUGGAUAUUACUCUGGUGUGCGAUCUAUAUGCAAAAAAGACAGCGGUGGGCCAUUAUUAUGUCUUGAUAAAAACAAAACCUGGAAACUCCGGGGAAUCAACAGUUAUGUCGGCAAUUUCUGUAACAUGACCGAAAGGCCCAAUGUGUUCACUAAUGUUUCUAUGUUCAUUGGUUGGCUCAACAAUAAGAUAGAGUGCAAAUUCCGUUGCGACAAUGGAAAGUGUCUAUAUUAUACAGACCAGUUGUGUGAUAGAGUUGACCAUUGUGGGGAUAAUUCUGAUGAAAUCAGACCUUGUAACAGGACGGUUUCAUGCGAUUUUGAAGACAAGUUUUUAUGUGGAUACGACUAUACAGGCUGGAAGCUUGGCUAUGAUAACAAAUUUGCAGCCAGCAUAGAAUUGGAUGGUCAAACCUAUACACAGUCUAACGCUCCACAAUAUGACCACACUGUUGGCAGAUUCCCAGGCAGUUUCUUCUACGGAAAACAAAAAGACGUUCGUGAAGCAGAAUUGUGGUCUCCAAGAUUCAAUACCACUGGGCAAACCUGUAUAAGAUUUGCUUAUCACCAAAGAGGUUCGAUCAAGUUAGGUCUUGUUGUCUAUCUAUACGUGUAUCGUUGGGGUGCUGAUGACAAUGAUGCCGACAUUAAACGACCUUGGUCAUCUGACAUCAUGACAAAUAGUUUAGAUGAAUGGAAAACCGGAUACUUUGAUAUUACAUUAGGAGAGUUUAAGCUGAAUUUUAAGACAGGGGAUCUCCUUUCAGCAGCUGUAGAUGAUGUUCUCAUGAUACCAGGCAUGUGUAGCGAUGUGUUAUGCAAGGAUGAUGAAUUCCGCUGUACAAACCGCAAGGAGCAUAAACAUAAAUGUAUACCAAAACAGCUGCAUUGUAAUCUUGCAGUAGAUUGUGAAGACGCGGUGGAUGAAAAAUCGUGUACCCAAGGGGUAACUAGUUAUAAAUGUACAUUCGAUAAUGGGAAUUUGUGCGCUCUUUACCAAGAAGUCGGAGACGCUUCAGAUUGGUGGUUGGUAAAUGCCACCUUCGUGCGGGAUGAACUUGCCGAUAAAAGUUUUGUUGACCAUACCACCAUGACAAAAGACGGGUUCCUGUUUUAUAUCAAUGCGUACAGUUUACAGACAAGUUCUAACCAUAUUUACAUGUGGCAAUUGUUCUAUCUACAAAGCAGAGUGCAUUGUUUUUCAUUCUACUACCAAAUGAAGUCCCAAGUAAACUUUAAAAUUCAUGUGGCGUGUCAGACGUGCGAAAUGAGAACGUACAUGGCACAGUCAACGUUUGACGAUAGAUGGACGCUGUUUCAAGUAGAUCUACCUGUAGCUGAUACUGUAAAUAUAACAUAUGAUGUCGAGGGAACGCAGAUAUCAGAGGGUUCAUUCCGAUCCUUCCUCGCACUAGAUGAUAUUGCUGUAAAACCUGGAGUUUGUCCAGAUUAUAUCUGUUCUUCGAGCUACACCAAAUGUAAGACCUACGACAGAUGUAUACCUAGAUCAGCAUUGUGUGAUAGAAAAGUCGAUUGUAUGGACGAAUCAGACGAGGAGCAAUGUGAUUGUACUGCUGACGAGUACCGCUGUGAGAGUGGACGCUGUAUACCGCAAGCCUACAAAUGUGACAGACAACCUCAAUGUCGGGACUCGAGUGACGAGGGCAGUGUUUGCCAAUCAUAUUUGUCUGUCAGUUGCACUUUUGAGCAUCCGUACAUGUGUGGAUAUGACUUCCUGUCCUACACUAACUUCCGGUGGGAACGGCACAAGGGUCAAACACUCACUCACUUUACUGGUCCGGAGUAUGAUCAUACUUACCGCAAUGAGUCAGGUUAUUACAUGUACACAGAAGCUAACAAUGGAAAGCCAGGUGACAACGCUUCUUUAAUAUCACCCGUUUUCACGACAAAUGUCGGGCAGAGUGUGCUGUUUUACUACCACAUGCUUUCAUUAGAGCAAACACACGCUCGUCCAGGUAUAUUGCAGUUUUCUAUAGAAAAUAUGCAAACGCAGACAAAGACCGUCUCAUGGCAAGCGCACGUGUUGGAUCUGAGAGACGAAUGGCGACCUGUAUGCGUUGAUUUACCCGACAACGCUAAAAUAAGGCUAUGGUUUACCGUGAUACGUAAUGAGACUACCAUAUAUGGUGUUGAUAUGGCCAUUGAUGACGUCAGACUUAAUACGUAUACUUGUUUAGAUUUGACAUCACCUCCUCCCUCCACAACAAUACCUACCACUGCGAGAAUGACAACCACACGAGGUUCUAACUGCGCUGCUGACCAGUUUGAAUGCGGAGAGGGUACAUGUGUCCCCCAAAAUUUCAGGUGUGAUGGUGAGUCCGAUUGUCCUGACUCGAGUGACGAGAAGAACUGUAAUUAACCACAAGUCAAUUAAUUUGCACAAAGUAAAUUAAUGAGCCAUAAAUCAAUGGCAUACCUUUAUUUAAAUUGAUACACAAUAGUCAUCCAGCCAUGACCUUAGUAAUGAAUCAACUCUGUUGGACGUGAUUUACUGAGACUACAAAUAAAUCUUUUAAACAAUAGCACUCGAUUAUUUGUUGGUAUAAAGCGAAUAUCAAUUGUAAAGGAAUAUUACAAAAAAUAGUUGACGCUGAUUAUUACUGUGCGGUGAUUAAUGGUAUUUGAUGUACUGCUAACUUUAAAGAAAUAACAAUUCUGCCACAACAAAAAGUCAGCCAAAUGCAUAUUGGACUGAAGUAAAUGCAUUUUGGACUGUACUUCAGUGUUCAAUAAGACUAGUGUAUUGUAUAUUGUACGCAAAAAUUGUAGACAAUAGAUGAUAAUACUGAAAACAAUAUUGUGAACAACACAGCUACAGGAAGUGACCAAUGUGGAACGCUGAAUUGAAAUCCUAUAAAUAUGUUGUAAAUCUCGUUGUAAAUUAGUCGUUUUAUAAUUAAUCCUUAACCUCCUGAAUUUGUGUAAUGAAUUUGUCCUGCUUUCAAUUUGGAACUUUCAUUUGGUGUUUAGUGUAUUUCAAUAUCAAACUAUAAAAAUUGGGCUCCCAGCUGUAUAGAGCCUGGCCAGACUGGACAUGGACAUUCAGGUUUGACUUGCUAUUUACUGGUGGCAUUAGCUAGAUACACUUCCGGUUCCAGUAGGUUAAGGGUUAAUGUUAAAAUAUUUUAUUCUGUGUUGUUGUGUUGUUGCCAGUGCCAUAAAUACAUUUAAAAAGAGUACUUAAUUAAGUAAUUAUUGUUUGUUGCAUUAUAAAUGUUAUAUUUACUGUUAGAAAAGGUAUGCUUUCUGCCAUGUUGUUUGUUAAAACAAUGCAUGUUUUAUCUGUUAAAAUUGUAUUUUUUUCUUUAAGGAAAACACAAUGUAUUUAUUUGUAAGAAAAGGUAUUGGUUUUCUUAUGACAAUGUAUAUUUUUUCUGUUAAAAUAUUUUUUUCUUCUGUAAGAUAAAGUGUAUUAACAUUUUAGUAUAUUAACGAGAAUUUGUCGCAAGCGCGGAUCCGGGAUUUUCUGCCAGAGGGUGUCCGAAUCCGCACAUGUAUCAUGCUAUCUUUUUUCUGAUUUUAUCAUUGUAACGACGGGAUGCAUAUAAUUUUUGCAUUUACUUCAGUGGCUUAAUAAUUAAAUUUUAAAUUAAAUAAUUAUGCAGCAAAGUCUUACACUAAUGUAACAAUUUCAGUAUCCAUUUUCAUUCUAUAAUUAGAGCAUGUAUACUUUUAACAUUUUAAAUAGUUGGUGGAAGACAAUGUGUUGCUGGCAACAUUUAAGUCUUCAAGCAUUGUCAGUUAAAGUGGGUAAUGUCAUUCAGUACAAAAAUGUAUCAUUUGAAAUCUGAUUAUGUUGUUUGGAAGGCAUAUUUUAUCUCCGAUAGUGAUCAAAAAGUAACUAGUAAGCAUUACAACACCCCGAUUAUAAUAAAGUUAUAAUAAAGUUACCUCAAGAGCCACUGUUAAACAUGGUCAAAUACAUUGCUUUCAUCAAUUUUCGGUGUCCAUGCAUGUGCAGGAGAUUGCAGUUUCUUUUUGUUUGUUUUUUCAUUCACUUUAAAAAUUAAAUAUUUGUUAACUAAGUAUUAGAAAUAAAUUAUAUCUUAAUAAGGAGGUAAACAAGUCUAACAAUGGUCUUGCUCGAUCUAUAUUUAUACCAAAGGCUUUAGCAGACUGAUGUAUGCGAUAAUAAUCGUUAGCUUAAAAGUCAAUUGGUAUGUUAAAUAAGUAAAUCAUGCCUCGAGUAAUUACCAGAAUGUUUCUUUUUAUAUAAGCUUCCUAUUUUAACCAUUUCCAUGCUAUAAACAUACAUGUAUCUUAAAAGGACAAGACAUUAGUCCAUUCUUUCAUUCUGAAUAAAACCAUUCACCAUUGUUAGGGAUCUUAAAAAAGUACUGACGAAAUAGUAGACAUUGCAGGCGGACUGAUCUUUAUUCUGACGUCAACAAGCAGUUAUUUAAAGACAGGAUAUACAUAAUAUGGUUAUUUUAUCUUGUUUCAUGUACUUUUUGUUAACAUAACUGAACCAAGGGUGUGAAGCUGCCUCUAGGGAAGUUCAUUAAUUAUAGUAAAUUUGGAAUUUUAUAUUAUAUUAUUAUAAUGUCAGAUUCAGGACAGAUAUUUAGCAAAAAGUGCCCCUGUUGUGGGCUGGGCACUUGAAAAUGAAAAUGUUAAUAGGGAAAUGUACUCAUAAUUAAAAUCACGUAAUUAAAAUCAAAAUCGUAUUCAAUUUUGUGUGAUACUUAGCCCGAUUCACGUAUAAACAUUUAAAUAAACGAUGCUUAUUUUCAAACUUGAAAUAAUUUUCGAAGAUUUGAUCUGAAGUUUUUGCACAGAUUAUGUCAUAUGGUUCAUAAUUGUAAAAAUAUAUCUCGAAUCCCGUUAAUAAAGAGUCCCUUUAAUUAAAGCACGUGACAUUAUUAAUAUAUUGAAGAAAAAGAACCAUACAAAACAAAAUAUUCAGCUGCUAUUUAGUACGUUUAUUUAGCAUACGCCAACCUUUUUUAUCGGAAUUACCAAACAUAAUAAUUUUAAUUUAGAUGCGUUGGUACGAAUUUUUAGAUUUGCAUUUAUAAUCGUCGUUUUCUUUUGCAUCAAUAUAUCCGAUUACGGGCAAUCCAAUAUAGCUUUAUAUCCGUAAAGAAUGAAUCCGUUAAUACCGUAUUAUAUCGUAAUAACCGCCUUCAGUCGACACUUUCCGUAACAAUUGUACCGAUAACAGGCACACCAAUGCAGUUUUAUUACUAAAAGUAUUUACGACCCAAAUGAAUCGGUAAACAACGUUCGAUGUCGGAUAGCAUCGUCAUAAAUCCGAGAUGCCUCUCGGCUACAUUCAACAGUUUCCACGUACCUUUUUUAUGUAAAUUUUUGUCUUCAAUGGUAACGACAUUAGUUAUGGCAAUUUUCAUACAUUCUCAUAAGGGUCUCCGUAAUCCUGAAAUAUAAGGGUUUACUGUGCCAGGUCAUUACACAAUUUACAAGUCGGAUGUUUUGGUUUAUUAAUAGGGCAAUUUUGUUUUUUAUUAAAUCGUUAUUUUGUCAGUGAUUGUCAUUACUAUUAUGUACAUGUUCUUCAUAUUUAAUUUACUCUUUUUAACUAAAUAAACCGUUGCAAUAAACAUAUACAUAUUUAUAUACAAAAUUGGUCAAGAUAUGAACUAUUUGUUAAAAAAAAGUUUUCAUGAAAUAAAGAUAUACGCCGCCAAUGAAAUCAAUUUAAUUGCCUCGGCUUAAAAAAAAUGUGUAACUACAAUUGAAAAAAAUGAUAUUAACACAAUAAAUACACAGUACUUGAACUGAUAAGGUGUUGUUAUUGUUGUUGGUAAAAUAAGAUUAAAUAAAAUGAUAUAUUCUACAUUUCUUUUAUAGAUAUAAGAAAUUGUAAAUGAAAUUAAACACCAAAUCAUGUGUAUGUUUAAAUUGAGCUGUAUAUUAGAAGAGAAAUAUAGAGUGUAUAAUGUUUAAAACA
This is a messenger RNA of Ruditapes philippinarum (Manila clam), 11515 nucleotides long. RefSeq lists its product as uncharacterized. The record is from RefSeq and is a predicted model, not a curated record. Gene Ontology annotation, cellular component: plasma membrane. The coding region runs from base 1379 to 7963 and encodes 2194 amino acids. Gene Ontology annotation, biological process: proteolysis. Lineage: Eukaryota; Metazoa; Mollusca; Bivalvia; Venerida; Veneridae. The transcript has 35 exons. Gene Ontology annotation, molecular function: protein binding; serine-type endopeptidase activity.